This is a messenger RNA of Acaulospora colombiana, 222 nucleotides long. The record is from the annotation of a GenBank genome assembly. Lineage: Eukaryota; Fungi; Glomeromycota; Glomeromycetes; Diversisporales; Acaulosporaceae.
AUGGCCUUUUACAAACGCACAACACACAAAGGCAAGGUGUUGGAGGUCGGAACAAGAUGUUCGUCCGAUAAGAGUUUUUAUCGCAAUAUUGUCAAAAAAAGUUCGCCAAAGAGCGCACUGAGUGUACGCAUCCAUGGUGUCAUCAUUCCAACCAGCCUAAAAUCUCACGCCAAUACUACUUGGGAUGUCGUAAUGCAUGAUACAUUAAUCUCCCGUUUCUAA